Vicia faba (fava bean) is the source of this 2469-nucleotide messenger RNA. NCBI's taxonomy places the organism in Eukaryota, Viridiplantae, Streptophyta, Magnoliopsida, Fabales, Fabaceae. The record is from the annotation of a GenBank genome assembly.
AUGUCCUCUAUAGUUCAUCAGAAUGUUGUUGUCACGGUCGAGCUACAGGCGCUGGUAGCCAUUCUGUCACCGGUGAAGUCGUGUCCGGAUGUUGUAGAUUCUGCCUGGUGGGUUGGAGAUGUGCAUGGAGAUUUCACCGUGAGCAACUGUUAUGGUAUAGCUAGUAAGUUUCGCAUCCCGUAUGGUCCAUGCAACAAAUUCUACAUGGCUCUUAAUUCGAGUUGGAAGGUGAAUAUCCCGUUUAAGACUAAAUCUAUUGGUUUGAGUUCCAUGGAUCAGUGUCACAACAAGACGCAUUUUGGCAAGAUGGGACCAUCAGCACCUUCCUUGUGCACACCCCAAUGGCAGCCACCAUCAUCACCUUCCUUCUUCUCACCUCCAUGGCAGCCACCAUCAACACCCCAAUGGGGUCUUAAUGGUCACAACAACCGGCCACCAUCAACACCUUCCUGGUUCACACCCCAAGGGCAGACAUCAUCAACACCUUCCUGGUUCACACCCCAAGGGCAGCCACCAUCAACACCUUCCUGGUUCACACCCCAAGGGCUGCCACCAUCAACACCUUCCUGGUUCACACCCCAAGGGAAGCCACCAUCAACACCUUCCUGGUUCACACCCCAAGGGCAGACAUCCUCAACACCUUCCUGGUUCACACCCCAAGGGCAGCCACCAUCAACACCCCAAUGGGGUCUUAAUGGUCACAACAACCAGCCACCAUCAACACCUUCCUGGUUCAUACCCCAAGGGCAGCCACCAUCAACACCUUCCUUGUGCAGACCCUGGCCCCAAUGGGGUCAUACUAGUCACAACCAGCCACCAUUCAAGGUGGUUUUGAAUCCGGUUCAAUCAGAGAGAAACAUAACUGAUUUAGCCACGAAGAUUCAGAGGGUUGCAAGAGGGUAUCUUGUGAGGAAGAGUGUGAAGAAGAUGCUGAAGAUAAAGGUGGAGUUGGAGAAGAUUAAAAAGAAGGUGAAUGAUGAAGAAACUGUGAAGAUGAUAAAGGAAGUGCAGAUGGAGAGCAUGAAGAUCGACGAAAGCCUCACAAAUUUGCUUCUUAGGUUGGAUUCUGUUAGAGGGUUUCAUUGUUCUGCGCUUAGGGGGUUUAGAAGGUCACUAGUUAAAAGAGCUGUUUUUCUUCAAGAAUUUGUUUAUCAAAUUCAAACGGAGAUCAAGGAGAAUGAGGACGGUGACAAUGGUAAAUGCGUUAGGGCAGCGAUGAAGAUUCAGAUGGUUGCAAGAGGGUAUCUUGUGAGGGAAAGCAUGAAGAAGAUGUUGAAGAUAAAGGUGGAGUUGGACGAGAUCGAGAAGAAGGUGAAUGACGAAGAAACUGUGAAGAUCAUGAAGAAAGAGCAAGAAGAGAGAAUAAGGAUGGAUGGAGCCAUCAUGGAUGUGCUUCUUAGGUUGGAUUAUGUUAGAGUGUUUCGUUGUUCUGUGCUACGGGGGUUUAGAAGGUCACUCAUUAAAAGAGCUAUUUUUCUGCAAGAAUUUGUUGAUCAAAUUCAAAUGGUGAACGAGGAGAAUGAGGAUGGUGAUGAUGGUAAAUGCAUUAGGGCAGCGAUGAAGAUUCAGAUGGUUGCAAGAGGGUAUCUUGUGAGGGAAAGCAUGAAGAAGAUGUUGAAGGUAAAGGUGGAGUUGGACGAGAUCGAGAAGAAGGUGAAUGACGAAGAAACUGUGAUGAUCAUGAAGAAAGAGCAAGAAGAGAGAAUAAGGAUGGAUGGAGCAAUCAUGGAUUUGCUUCUUAGGUUGGAUUAUGUUAGAGUGUUUAGUUGUUCUGCACUUCGGAGGUUUAGAAGGUCACUCAUUAAAAGAGCUAUUUUUCUUCAUGAAUUUGUUGAUCAAAUUCAAAUGGUGAACGAGGAUAAUGAGGACGGUGACGAUGGUAAAUGCGUUAGGGCAGCAACGAAAAUUCAGAUGGUUGCAAGAGGGUAUCUUGUGAGGAAAGGCAUGAAGAAGAUGAUGAAAAUAAAGGUGGAGCUGGAGGAGAUUGCGAAGAAGGUGAAUAAUGAAGAAACCGUGAUGAUCAUGAAGAAGGAGCAAAAAGAGAGAACAAGAUUCCGCGAAACCAUCAUGAAUUUGCUUCUUAGGUUAGACUCUUUUGCUGUGUUUCAUUGCUCCCCUCUUAGGGAGUUGAGAAAAUCGCUUAUCAAUAGGGCUAUUUUUCUUGAUGAAUUUGUUGAUCAAAUUCAAACCAUGCUUGAGGUUGAAGAUUUUGAGGUAAUUGAAGAUGUGGAUGAAGAGACGAUGGAGGUUGAAGAGAGUGUGGAAUCUUGUUUGGUGGAGGAAGGAGAUGGAGGGAUUGAUAGUGAAAUGUUGACAAGGAUGAUGGAUGGGAAUAGGGAAAUGUUAAGAAUGAUUAUGGAUUAUAGUGAGAAGCAAACUUCAGUUCUUACAUCUCUCACACAAAGAGUGGAGCAGCUUGAGAUAGCAUUUACUUGUGAUAAGAAUAGGAGAUAUGCUUGCAAGAAAUAG